Messenger RNA from Medicago truncatula (barrel medic), 1535 nucleotides. Its product is annotated as patatin-like protein 2. Gene Ontology annotation, biological process: lipid metabolic process. The transcript has 5 exons. Gene Ontology annotation, molecular function: glycerophospholipase activity; monoacylglycerol lipase activity. Lineage: Eukaryota; Viridiplantae; Streptophyta; Magnoliopsida; Fabales; Fabaceae. Bases 124 to 1353 code for a protein of 409 amino acids. The record is from RefSeq and is a predicted model, not a curated record.
CAACUAAAUCCUACUACCUUGCUUUCAUAAAUAUUUCUAUUUCUGCAACAAAUUAAUAUUCAUAAAAACUUUCAGCUUUAAUUCCCUGACCAAACUUCAACUUAAUUCCCAAACAUAUAUUUGAUGGAGAGAACACAAUCAUCACUUCUACAGAUUCAGCCUCCUACCUAUGGCAACUUAGUAACUAUACUAAGCAUUGAUGGUGGCGGCAUUAGGGGAAUUAUUCCCGCAACUAUCCUCGAGUUCCUUGAAUCGCAACUUCAAGAAUUAGACGGUGAAUCUGCUAGGCUUGCAGAUUACUUUGAUGUGAUUACAGGAACAAGCACAGGUGGUCUUGUAACUGCCAUGUUAAGCGCUCCGAAUGAUAAAAAGCGCCCACUUUUUGCUGCCAAGGAUAUCAAGCCCUUUUACUUGGAGCAUUCUCCAAAGAUCUUCCCACAACAAAAGGACUUGUUUGGAUCAUUUGGAAAAUUGUUCAGAUCAUUGGUAGGACCAAAAUAUGAUGGGAAAUACCUUCACGAAGUGGUGAGGGAGAAGUUGGGGGAAAUUCGUGUGCACGAGACGCUGACCAAUAUUGUGAUUCCCACAUUUGACAUAAAAACAAUGCAACCAAUUAUUUUCUCAUCUUAUAAGAUCAAGAAAACUCCAUGCAUGGAUGCUCGACUCUCAGACAUAUGUAUCAGCACCUCUGCUGCACCUACUUAUCUUCCAGGUUACAAUUUCAAGAACCAAGAUACAGAAGGCAACACACAUGAAUUCAACCUUAUUGAUGGAGGUGUUUGUGCAAAUAAUCCGACUUUAGUGGCUAUGAAUGAAGUAACAAAUCAGAUAAUUAAUCAGAAUAAUGACUUCUAUGCCAUCAAGCCAAUGGAAUAUAGCCGUUUCUUGAUAAUCUCACUGGGAACUGGGACACCCAAGAAUGAACAAAAGUUCAAUGCGAAAAUGGCAGCAAAAUGGGGUCUGCUGGAUUGGUUAACUCACGGUGGUUCGACUCCCUUAAUCGACAUGUUUAGUCAAUCAUCAGCUGAUAUGGUUGAUUUCCAUCUUGCUGCCGUCACUCGAGCACUUAAUUCACAACAUAAUUACCUAAGGAUACAGGAUGAUACAUUGACCGGUACAGAUUCUUCGGUUGAUAUUUCCACGACAGAGAAUUUAGAAAAACUUUGCCAAAUUGGUGACAAAUUAUUGAAGAAACCAGUAUCUAAGGUCAAUUUAGAGAAUGGUAUGUUUGAGCCUAUGGAAAAGGGAGAAACCAACGAAGAUGCCCUCAAAAGGUUUGCCAAAAUACUUUCUCAAGAGAGGAGGCUCCGAGAGUUGAAAUCCCCUCACACUAAUAAUAAAGCUUUGAUAUAGAGAAACAUUUCCUCAUUGCUUCUGAAUUCUUAGUUUUUCUCCUUAACAUAAUUCCCAUUCUUUCAAUGUAAUUUUACAAAAUUUGUUAACUUCAUUUAUUUUUUAAAGUAUGCAUUGUACUCUAUUGAUGUAAUAAAGAAAAAGUGUAAUUGUUUGUUCAUUAACUGUAAGAUUCAAUUUAA